UCCGGGGCUGGUUUAUUCUGACAACGAAACGUCCUACCCGGAAAAAAAAAAAAGACGAGUCCUGUGUAAUCCGACCACACAAACAAAACAGGCGAGGCUGUGACAGUGCGACACGAGCCGGCUUUGUUUUUGAAUUUCCGCUGUGCGUGGAGGUUGUUAAAGAAACAACUCGAGUGGACCAUGCUCGUGUUCAGCAAACUCCUGCCAAACAAACAAGUCUCCUCUCUGCGCGUCGGAGCCGUGCGGGGCGCUGGCUGUGGCGCACACUGACUCCUGCAGCUCCGCGGGGGCGUGAGGCUCGUGCCCGCUGCUGCUGCUGCCGCUGUCAUGAGAAAUGAGGGGAUCGACCCGGAGCUGCAGCUGAUAAAGGAUUUUGUGGGAUUAAUCGUUUGGUGCAUGCAAUGUCGUGAUAUGUGAUAGCAGCAGCAGCAGCAGCAGCAGCAUGCCGUACGUGGACCGGCUGAACCGUGUGUGUGGUUUCCUGGACAUCGAGGAGAAGGAGAACAGCUGCCGCUUCCAGAGACGAUACUUCAUCCUCGACACGCAGGGAAAUGCUCUGCUAUGGUAUAUGGACAACCCUCAGAACCUGCCCAGCGGAGCCAGCUUUGUUGGCAGCCUGAAGCUAACCUACAUCUCUAAGGUGAAUGAAGCCACAGCGAAGCAAAAGCCCAAGACAGAGUUCUGUUUUGUCAUUAAUGCAGUUUCGCGGCGUUACUUCCUCCAAGGAAACGAUGUGACUGACAUGAAGGACUGGGUGGCUGCUCUCAACAAGGCCAGCAAGAUCACUGUUCCUAAAUCUGGCCCUGCACCUCCGAGGUCUGAUGUGACGACAGUGAUCGGCGACACUCAGGGAGGGAAGAGGCAGCAGGCCUACAAGACUGAGAUCAUCGGGGGGGUGGUGGUGCACACUCCCAUCCAGAAUGAGAGUGAAGAGACGGAAGGCAGAGAGAGGAAGGGCAACAGGCUGGGCGUGCUGAGAUGUGGUUACUGUGUGAAACAGGGAAAUGUGCGAAAAAGCUGGAAGAGGCGUUUUUUCACCCUGGAUGAAAACACAGUCAGUUACUUCAAGUCUGAAGUGGAUAAGGAGCCUCUCCGAGCCAUUCCACUCAGGGACAUCCAGAGGGUCCACGAAUGUCUCGUCAAGUCUGGGGAUCUCCUGCUGAGAGACAACCUGUUUGAAAUCAUCACCAGCUCCAGAACCUUCUACAUUCAGACAGACUCUCCAGAUGAGAUGCACAGUUGGAUCAGGGACAUUGAGUUGAAGAUUCAGGAGUUCAGAGGUCCCCCGAAGGGUUUUUCAUUCAAACGUGCCUCUUCUCUGUAUCGGAGUCAAAACUCCUCUGCGUCUCGUGGUCAUCCGAGUGAUUUGGUCAGACCCUCCCUGGUCAAGUCCUGCUCUGUGGCGCCGGGCUGGCAGCCUUGGACCCCUGUCCCACCCUGUGAGCCCUCCAUCAUGGAUGCAGAGGACGAGGACAGCCCUUUCAUCUCCGUCCCAAACUUGCCCUCUCUCUCCUCCUCCUCCACCUCUUCUUCCACCUCCUCCUCCUCCAACUCCCUCUCUGCCCCUUGCCCCAGCGCGAAUCCCGGGCCUUCCACCAGCGGACUGGGGAUCCUCACGGCGUCAGGAGACGUGGCGAGCGAGCGUCGGAGGCACCGCUCUCAGCCUCAGCCUCAGUCUCACACCGGCUGCAGCUUCCCCUUCAGCCUUGAUGACGACGGCAUCCGCACCACAGACGUCUAGUUCACUGGAGUCGCAUGUGUGGACUCCAGCGUUGGUACCUGUUUUGAAAUGAAUGUGACUGUUAAUAAUAGUAUUCCCUGCUAAUGAAGUGACACUGUGACUGAGAUUGGGGGCCCCCUGCUGGUCGUGUAGGUGCUUUGCAGAUGAAGGAUCACCCAGCAGGAAGAAGACCAGAGGCACAGUGUUGGUUGAUCACAGGACUGUGAAAAGGUACGAUGGAGUGGUUUUAGUGCAACGUCCUCUCAAAACUUGAAUAGUCUUGUUAGUUGUUCUUACAGACUCAAACAUUUUGGCACAUGCACAAAAGAAGAUACAUUUUUCACCCCCUCACUAGACGUAUUCACAUAUUAGUGGAUAAAUAUUAGUGUCAAUGUGUUUAAUAUUCAUACUUAAUUUCACAAAAUACCCCAAUUCAUUUUAUUUUCCAGUUGAGCUGAGCAGUGCAUCCCCUCUUUCCUCCAGAGACAAACAUUGGGUUAAAUAAACCUCACCUCAAACGUACCUCCAUUAAUGAUUAACAAGCAUUUAUUAGUACAAUCUAAUCAGGUGUCUGGGGGAAAGUAUCAUGUCUCAUAUAAAAAAAUGGUACCUGCACUCACAUGCCAACUGACUCUAGUGUUUUCAUCUGCACAGGCAGAAACGAAGGAGACGCAGCAGCUUUUAUGUGUUUGCACUAUGUUCUAGAUAAUCUUUUCAAUAGAUGGCUUCAAGAUCAAUCGUCAGUAAACUGUGACUCGUCUCUUUGUGUUUAACGUGGUACCGUAACAACACAGCCGUGUUUCAGUGGUACUCGUCGUAGAAUGUACUUCCACUAUCAAAGUACAGCUGAUCAGCUGGUUGUCAGCUUUGUAAAUGUGAUUUUUCUUUUUCUUUUUUUUUUACUGCAGCAUUACAUGGGAAAAUGUGCCACUACUUUUGGUAAUUUAAUUGAAAUUCCGCACUUUGCUUUUUCUCAUUUUUACUUGUUUUUUUUAUUCCUUUUUUUUGACACAGCUUUCACAGCAGAUUUAUCAGCUUCCUCUGAGAUGGUGCCUCAGAUAUUUUGUGUUGUUACAUAUUCAGUUUCAAACCCUCACAGGUUCACCCCAAGACUUAAUCCAUGUGGUUCCAUGUUCCACGCCUGUUUUCGUUUUCUGAAGCUGUGUGCACUUGUCUGCCUGCGUACAUUGUUAAUUCUCCAACUUGUACAUUAAAUGAUGCUUUUUAAUUUG
Messenger RNA from Hippoglossus stenolepis (Pacific halibut), 2952 nucleotides. It is a transcript of the gene plekha2, whose product is annotated as pleckstrin homology domain containing A2. NCBI's taxonomy places the organism in Eukaryota, Metazoa, Chordata, Actinopteri, Pleuronectiformes, Pleuronectidae. Gene Ontology annotation, cellular component: membrane; cytoplasm. The transcript is spliced from 13 exons. The coding region runs from base 443 to 1741 and encodes 432 amino acids. The record is from RefSeq and is a predicted model, not a curated record. Gene Ontology annotation, molecular function: PDZ domain binding.